AUGAAUGUAGAGGAUAAACUCAUUUGGGGCCCAUCAGAAAAAGGGCUAUACUCGGUCAAAAGUGCGUAUCAAGUGGAGGUUGAUAGGAAAAAGACUGUUAUAGGGGAAACUUCGGAGGGAAGCAGGCAUGAUGGAAGAUGGAAGAGUAUUUGGGAGCUUAAAGUACCAGGGAAAGUCAAAACAUUUAUGUGGAAAGCAGGCAAUGACCUGUUAGCCACGAGAUGGAACCUUUUCAAGAGAAAAAUUCUGAAUGACCCUCUAUGUCCAAUAUGUCAGACAGAAAAUGAAACUGUGAUGCAUCUGUUAUGGCAAUGCCCAGCAGCCAAUGUUGUAUGGACAGAAAUGAUUAUCCCUAUUCAGAAAUGGAAUGUUGCAGAAGAUGAUCUCCUAAGUAUGUGGGGAAGGAUGAAAGGAAAACUAACAAAAACUGAAUUGGAAUUGAUAGCAGCAACGAUGAGAGUGUUGUGGCUGAGGAGAAAUGAGUUAGUCUUUGAUAAGAAGUUCAGAAGUCCCAUGAGUGUAAUCAGAGCUACAAAGGAAUCUUUACAGGAGUAUCAGGCAGUGAAUCAGUUGCUAAAAAGGGGCAAUGGCUUAGCUACGGCUGUAAGGCAGGGCCAACACUGGGAGAUGCCAAGGGAGAAGUUUGUUAAAACAAACUGGGAUGCAGUAGUUGAUUUGAAAAAUAAGAAAGUGGGAAUAGGCAUAAUCAUCAGAGAUGAAAAGGGGGAUGUAUUACCAGCAGCGUGUGGACAAAGGAAGUAUCUUCAUCACCCAGCAACAACAAAAAGUCUAGCCUUGAGAAGGGCAGCAGAGAUCUGUAUAGAGUUGAAUUAUACAAAAGUGAUACUGGAAGGGGAUGCAAAGGGGAUUAUAAAGGCAGUCAAUAGAGAAGCAGAAAACUUGUCUACCUAUGGGAAUAUUAUACAGGAGAUAAAGGUAUACCUUAGAAAUAGAUAA
Carya illinoinensis is the source of this 957-nucleotide messenger RNA. RefSeq lists its product as uncharacterized. Bases 1 to 957 code for a protein of 318 amino acids. The record is from RefSeq and is a predicted model, not a curated record. Gene Ontology annotation, molecular function: RNA-DNA hybrid ribonuclease activity; nucleic acid binding. Lineage: Eukaryota; Viridiplantae; Streptophyta; Magnoliopsida; Fagales; Juglandaceae. The transcript has a single exon.